Molecule: messenger RNA, 2675 nt
Organism: Danio rerio (zebrafish)
Lineage: Eukaryota; Metazoa; Chordata; Actinopteri; Cypriniformes; Danionidae
Source: RefSeq, a predicted model, not a curated record
AUGUCCUUAAAGCCGCGGGUGGUGGAUUUCGAUGAGACGUGGAACAAGCUCCUAACGACAAUCAGAGCGGUUGUGAUGCUCGAUUAUGUGGAGAGAGCAACCUGGAACGACCGCUUCUCUGACAUAUAUGCGCUGUGUGUUGCGUAUCCAGAGCCUUUAGGGGAGAAACUGUACACUGAGACGAAGGUGUUUCUGGAGAAUCACGUCCGUCAGUUGUUCAAGAGAGUGCUGGAGUCUGAGGAGAAGGUUUUGGUGAUGUAUCACAGAUACUGGGAGGAAUACAGCAAAGGCGCUGAGUACAUGGAUUGCUUAUACAGGUACCUGAACACACAGUUUAUUAAGAAGAACAAGCUGACCGAAGCAGACCUGCAGUACGGAUAUGGAGGAGUGGACAUGAAUGAGCCCCUGAUGGAGAUCGGAGAGCUUGCACUGGACAUGUGGCGGAAGUUAAUGAUUGAACCCCUUCAACCGAUGCUGAUCGGGAAGCUUCUGAAAGAGAUCAAAAAUGACCGAUGCGGGGAGGACCCGAAUCAGAAAGUAAUCCAUGGGGUUAUCAACUCCUUUGUUCAUGUUGAACAGUACAAGAAAAAGUUUCCUCUAAAGUUUUAUCAGGAAAUCUUCGAGGGUCCGUUCCUGACGAAAACCGGCGAGUAUUACAAACAGGAAGCCUCCAAUCUGCUGCAGGAGUCUAACUGCUCCCAAUAUAUGGAGAAGGUUUUGGGCAGGUUGAAAGAUGAGGAGGUGAGAUGUCGGAAGUAUCUUCACCCCAGCUCUUACUCCAAAGUCAUCCAUGAAUGUCAGCAGAGGAUGGUGGCCGAUCACCUGCAGUUCCUGCACGGAGAGUGUCAAAAUAUCAUCCGGCAGGAGAAGAGAGACGACAUGGCGAACAUGUACACUCUCCUGCGGGCCGUGUCCAGUGGUUUACCGCACAUGAUCCAGGAGCUGCAGGUCCACAUCCAUGACGAGGGGAUCAGAGCCACCAUAAACCUCUCUCAGGAAAACAUGCCAACACUGUUCGUGGAGUCGGUGUUAGAGGUUCAUAGUAAAUUUGUCCAGUUGAUUAACACAGUAUUGAAUGGGGACCAACACUUCAUGAGUGCACUUGAUAAGGCCUUGACUUCAGUAGUGAAUUACAGAGAGCCCAAAUCCAUCUGCAAAGCCCCUGAGCUGCUGGCGAAGUACUGUGACAAUCUGCUGAAGAAAUCGGCUAAAGGAAUGACGGAGAACGAAGUGGAGGACAAACUGACCAGCUUCAUCACCGUCUUCAAGUACAUCGAUGACAAAGACGUCUUUCAGAAGAUUUACGCCAGAAUGCUUGCGAAGAGGUUAAUACAUGGGCUUUCGUUAUCGAUGGACUCAGAGGAAGCCAUGAUCAACAAGCUGAAGCAAGCGUGUGGUUACGAGUUCACGAGCAAACUGCACAGAAUGUACACAGAUAUGAGCGUCAGCACCGACCUCAACAACAAAUUCAACAACUUCAUCAAAACCCAGGAGACGGUAGUGGACCUGGGCAUCAGCUUUCAGAUUUACGUUUUACAGGCAGGUGCAUGGCCCCUCACACACGUCCCCUCGUCCACGUUUGCGAUCCCGCAGGAGCUGGAGAAAAGUGUACAGAUGUUUGAGUUGUUUUAUAACCAGCACUUCAGCGGCAGGAAGUUGACCUGGCUACAUUACCUCUGCACAGGUGAGGUAAAGAUGAAUUACCUGUCUAAGCCGUAUGUGGCGGUGGUGACCACCUAUCAGAUGGCGGUUCUGCUGGCGUUCAACAACAGCGAGACUGUGAGCUAUAAAGAACUGCAGGACAGCACACAGAUGAACGAGAAAGAGCUCCAGAAGACCAUCAAAUCUCUGCUCGACGUCAAGAUGAUCAGCCACGACCUGCAGAAAGAGGAGAUCGAGCCUGAAUCCACUUUUUCCCUAAUUAUGAGUUUCACCAGUAAAAGAACAAAGUUCAAGAUCACAACAUCGAUGCAGAAAGACACACCGCAGGAACUGGAACAGACGAGGAGCGCCGUGGAUGAAGACCGGAAAAUGUAUUUACAGGCUGCUAUAGUCAGGAUCAUGAAAGCCAGGAAAGUCUUGAGACACAACGCCCUCAUACAGGAGGUAAUCAACCAAUCCAAAGCGAGAUUCAACCCGAGUAUCAGCAUGAUCAAGAAGUGCAUUGAAGUUCUUAUCGACAAGCAGUACAUCGAGCGAAGCCAGAGCUCUGCGGAUGAGUACAGCUAUGUGGCAUAAAACCAUAUUAAUUUAAUAAACAACAAAAGAAAAGCGCCGUAAAGCGAGAACGGUAAACGUUUGUUUUAUUUUCGGCUCCGGCACUCAACCAUCGGAUUGAAUCGGGACUCUGUGCCUCCAUCUUUGUUCAAAAAAAAAGGGCCUCCGAGUAGCUGGACAGUCAUUAAACAAACCCCAAUCCUUCCCUCUUCUGAUUUUAAGCUGUUUACAUCACCAGUGCCACGCCGAGCGCGUCUUGAGAAAAGAGAAAUGCCUAUAGCUGUCGAGCGUUAAAGGAUUAUACAUUUUUAGACGUAACCGUACAAGAGAAAGCGAGCGAAUGAAAUGCAUCACAUAGAAGCGAACCAAGUCAACGGCCGGAUAAAUCCAACCACGCUUUCUUUUCUCACAUUGCAGUUGUUGUGUGUAUUUUUUUUAAUGUAUCAAAGUAAAAAAAA